Molecule: messenger RNA, 415 nt
Organism: Macroventuria anomochaeta
Lineage: Eukaryota; Fungi; Ascomycota; Dothideomycetes; Pleosporales; Didymellaceae
Exons: 2
Coding region: 48-344 (98 amino acids)
Source: RefSeq, a predicted model, not a curated record
UGCGAAAAGGCGACAUGGUCAGGUAUACUUGAUCAUCGCUUGUUGUCAUGCGAGAGUGGGCACCAAGACGCGUGUUGGAGCGGCAUGCUAGACCCAGUCCACCUAUCAGCCAAACCAGGUUUGCUUGGGUGAGUGCCGCAUGUGGUUAUCAUACCGUGAUGGAGGGGUUUACGAGCCGUCCCGAGGUUGUGGGUUGUGAAAAUUGUAUAGCGGAAUACGUUUACGGGUCCUCUUAUCACCAAGUCGCUUUGCUCGAGAUGGAGUUUGUCUCCUGGAGCUCAUGGCUUUCUGGCAGUGAUGUGCAUUGUCGUGGGCAGAUCAGUCACCAGCUGAGUCGACAUUAGCGAUGAUGGCAUUCCGUUGGCCCUUGACUGAAUCAUGGGAGCCACAGAAGUCGUUUCGGAUCCGAUCCGCG